AUGAACGCCAAUAAGAAAUGUGGAAGGCUGGCGAAAAUUCUCCCAUUUGGAAGAGUGUAAAGCACUUAGUAGAAGACAUAGAAGGAUUAUAAAAUCGUAUUAAUAAUUUAAAUAUAGAAAGUAAAGGAUAAAUCUCACCUGAAGAAAUUAAAAUAGCUAAAAUUGGUUAAGAAGGUCAAGGAAAAACUCUCACAAACGCUAAAAGAAAUAAUUGAAAAUAAAUAAUUACUUAGCCACAUAUAUAAUUCAAUAGAAUUAAAUAAAUAUAAUAAAUAAAUAAAUAAAUAAAUCAAUAAAACGAUAUAAAUAAACAAAUUGGACUAUUCAAUAUAAAAUAUUUACAAUAAAAUAAACUAUAGUUAUUCAUUUACUUUUUUAUUCACUAAUUCUAUAAAAUUACUCUCGUUCUUUCAAACUUUACCAAUUAGUACAUUCUUAAUUAUUUAACUAACUCUAGCUAUCUAUCUAUCUCAUGUCGAAAUUUGUAUGUUUGCUACUUACUAGUUUGUUAAUCAAAAUAAUAUCUAGGUUAACUAAAUCCUAAAGCCAAGCAACUUAGUUAGCUAAUUUGUUAAAAUUUUUCUUCUAAUAGUGAAAAGAGCAAUCAAUAAAAUAAAUGCAUCUAGCAAAUAGGGUAAGAAACAAAUAAAUAGCAAGAUUAACUAAAGAAAGAAAUGA
Tetrahymena thermophila SB210 is the source of this 678-nucleotide messenger RNA. Its product is annotated as transmembrane protein, putative. The transcript has 2 exons. NCBI's taxonomy places the organism in Eukaryota, Ciliophora, Oligohymenophorea, Hymenostomatida, Tetrahymenidae. The record is from RefSeq and is a predicted model, not a curated record.